Punctularia strigosozonata HHB-11173 SS5 is the source of this 2836-nucleotide messenger RNA. RefSeq names its product P-loop containing nucleoside triphosphate hydrolase protein. Gene Ontology annotation, biological process: protein insertion into mitochondrial inner membrane from matrix; mitochondrial respiratory chain complex III assembly. The record is from RefSeq and is a predicted model, not a curated record. The transcript has 7 exons. Bases 137 to 2284 code for a protein of 715 amino acids. Gene Ontology annotation, molecular function: ATP binding; ATP hydrolysis activity. Gene Ontology annotation, cellular component: mitochondrial inner membrane. Lineage: Eukaryota; Fungi; Basidiomycota; Agaricomycetes; Corticiales; Punctulariaceae.
GCCCUCCCACAGGUCUGCGCGCCAACCCGCUCGCCCACCCUGUCCGUGCCAUACCCGAUAGCCUACCCGCAACAGCCGUUGCCCACCCCCGCCUCACACGUCGCAGUGUGGCUCAUCAAGCCCGCCUAUAUCUGCCAUGGACGCUCUCCGUUCUCUCGUCCAGCCGCUCGUCGGCGGCGGAGGGGGAAAUAACAUCAUCGACGGCAUGAAGCUCGUCGUCCUCGGCACCACCGUCGAAACCGCCCGGAGGGUCGCCAGCUCCGGCUGGAACCACUUCGUGAAUUCCUUCUUCCUCACCGCGCACUUCAGCGAGGAAGACUACCCGUACGACUGGCUCAUGCUGUGGCUCAGCCGUCGCCCCGAGUGGCAGCGCUCGCGCGAGUUCGAGACGACCACGCGCACCGCCGCCCGCAGCCCGAACCCGAACUCGACCGUCCCCGACAACUCGUUCGGCGACGACGACGACAACGAUAACGACGAGGACGGCGACGACGGCCGCGUCCGCACCCGCGUCGUCUUCCAGCCCACGUUCGACACCACGCACACCAUCUACUACCGCGGUCACUGGCUGCGCGUUCGCCGCAGCCGCAGCCAGAGCAGCUACAACGAGAUGCUGUCCAUCUCGGUCGUGGCGAGGAACAACUCGAUCCUGAAGCAGCUCGUACUCCAGGCUAAACGCGAGUACGAGGCCGAGUCGGUGCACAGGAUACAGAUCUAUUUCGCCGACUCGCACGGAUCGUGGAGGUGGACCGACUCGAGACAUAAGCGCCCGAUGUCGAGCAUUGUCCUCAAUCCUGGCGUGAAGGAGAUGCUCCUCGCUGAUGCCAAGGACUUCCUGAAGAGCGAGAAGUGGUAUGCCGACCGCGGCAUCCCGUUCCGCCGUGGCUACCUGCUCUACGGCGUGCCCGGCUCCGGCAAGUCGUCGCUGAUCCACGCCAUUGCCGGAGAGCUUCUCCUGGACGUCUACGUCGUUUCGCUCUCAUCGUCCUGGAUCAACGACGCGACGCUUACCGCGCUCAUGGGUCGUGUGCCCUCGCGCUGCAUCGUCCUCCUCGAGGACCUCGACGCCGCCUUCACCCGAAGCACGAGCCGCGAAGAGGAGGGCGCGAACAAGGACAAGGCCGCCGGCCCGGAUAACCAGAAUUCGGGAUCCGGCAGCUCGAGGAGGAGGAAUAAGGAGCAGUUGAGCGAUGUGAACACGCUCAGCUUGAGCGGCUUGUUGAACGCGCUCGAUGGCGUCGCCGCGAGCGAGGGUCGGUUACUGUUCGCCACCACGAACCACCUGGAGAAGCUCGAUCCGGCGCUGUCGCGCCCGGGCCGGAUGGACGUCUGGAUCGAGUUCAAGAACGCGUCGCGCUGGCAGGCGGAGCAGCUGUUCCGCAACUUCUUCCCGUCUUCCGACCCCGCGCCGGAGGAGGCGGAGAUGAACCUCCCGACGGACGAAGCCGCGCUCGACGCCGAGCUGGGCGAUAUCAAGCUGAACGCGCGGAGGGAGGCUGUCCCGGAGACGCCGACGAAGGAGGGAGAGAUCCCGUUGCCGCCGACGCCGUCGGCCGAGGUGUUGUCCGCCAGCGGGGCGUCGUCGGCGUCGUUAGCCAGUCUGCCGUCGACGACGGCGACGAAGGUUGAGGCGGAGACGCAUGAGGCGGAGGAGGAGGAGGAGGAGGAGGAGAAGUUGAGCCCGGAGGAGAGGGCGAGGCGUGAUGAGGAGGAGAGGGCGCGGAUCGCGAGGUUGGAGAAGGAGCAUGCGAUUAGGCACGUGGCGACGCCGCUGUCGAACGCGCGGUUGGCGGCGCUGGCGCGUAAGUUUGCCGAGUCGAUACCGGACGAGGAGUUUUCGGUCGCAGCGCUGCAAGGAUAUUUGUUGAAGAAUAAGACGAGGCCUGAGGAGGCCGCCAACGGUGCUGCGGCGUGGGUUAUAUCCGAGCGGGAGAUGAAGGUGAAGCUAAAGAAGGAGAAGGAGGCGCGUGAGGCCAAGGAGAAGGCCGAGCGCGAGAAGCGUCGUAAGGAGAAGGCGGAGGAAGAGAAGAAGAAGGUGGAAGAGGACAAGACCAAGACGGAGGAGCAGAAGAAGAAGGAUGCAGAGGAGGCGGCGGAGAAGGCGAAGGCCGAGGAGGCGAAGAAGGAAGAUGAGAAGAAGGAGAACGACGCGGAGGAGAGCGGCAGCCAGAGCAGCAGCAGCGACGACGAGGGCGAGAACGUGCCCGCGACGCCGGCGGAGAACAGCACGGGCACGUCGUGGAACGUCGUGUCGACCGAGAACGGCGGCUCGGGCUGGGAUUGACUUGAUGUUCAUCCCGGCGGGGAUGAGGAAGACGACUGUCAACAAGAUCCUCCCGCCAUCCCAACACAUACCCGGAGCGACCUCAACACUGCAGCAGCGACGGCAACGGCGCCGGCUCUGGUCGCUAGCGCGCCGCGCACGAUGGCGGUCCUCCACGCACUGUAUCCUAUCACCCAACUCUACAUCCGCCUCUUCAAUUUGUACGCAAUACUCCUGCAACUCUUCGGCCUCGCCAGCCGAUAAACCACCACCAACCACCAAAGGAACCUCCCCACCGGUCAAUCUCAACUACGAAUAUUUCACCUGCAACGCAAUGGACCUCUCUCCAAAUAUGAUAUAGAUUCUUCGGGCGGUUGUCGUGUAUGACUAGAAUGUGCUCGUGGUUGCUGUUACCUCCAGCAAAGGGGGUGGAGUGACCAGACGGCUUUCUCAUGUGUUUAUAGUUGUCUUGUCGUUAUGCUUCUGCAACAUGCUUCAUUCUCUCUCUCAGUCGAUGUCUUCCCAUCGUGUUUUGUACAUACAUAGCUCACUGGAUACAAUUUGCUCGAAUGA